Messenger RNA from Culex pipiens pallens (northern house mosquito), 1276 nucleotides. Its product is annotated as pyridoxal kinase. Gene Ontology annotation, biological process: pyridoxal 5'-phosphate salvage. Bases 184 to 1107 code for a protein of 307 amino acids. Gene Ontology annotation, cellular component: cytosol. The transcript has 4 exons. Gene Ontology annotation, molecular function: pyridoxal kinase activity. The record is from RefSeq and is a predicted model, not a curated record. NCBI's taxonomy places the organism in Eukaryota, Metazoa, Arthropoda, Insecta, Diptera, Culicidae.
GAAGAUGCACUUUCAACAAGCGAGCAGCUCUUCCCAGUGUUUACGUUCCACUACAAUCUGUCUGAAACUGAAAUUACAACAAUGUUGCACUGAAUAAGAAUCUGAAUCUAUUUUUGGCCCAGUUUCGCGCACCCAGUGCAAUCCCCAAAAUUGUACGCACAUCUGCAACGCGACCCUAUCCCGAUGGCGCCAACCGGAAUAAAUCGUGUGCUUUCUAUCCAGAGCCAUGUCGUCCAUGGGUACGUUGGGAACAAGAGUGCAGUUUUCCCACUUCAGGUGCUCGGCUUCGAAGUGGACAACAUCAAUUCGGUGCAGUUUUCAAAUCACACUGGCUACAGCGGCGGCUUCAAAGGCCAAGUACUGAACGAGAACCAACUCGCCGAAGUAUUUUCCGGACUGGAGGAUAACGAUCUGCUCCCGCUGUACACGCAUCUACUCACCGGGUACGUCGGCAAUCCGGCAUUUCUGCGAGAGAUAGCCAACAUUGUAAAGAAAUUGCGGUCGGCCAAUCCGGCGCUUGUCUAUGUGUGUGAUCCGGUCAUGGGCGACGAUGGCGUUAUGUACGUGCCCAAGGAGCUGCUACCCAUCUACCGGGACGAAAUUGUACCGCUGGCGGACAUCGUUACGCCAAACCAGUUUGAAGUCGAACUUCUCACAGGGAAAUCCGUCAAAUCGGAACAGGACGCCUGGGAUGCCAUUGAAUGGUUCCACGCCAAGGGCGUCAAAACAGUAGCCAUUUCGUCAUCCGAACUUGGUGGCUCCAACUCCCUGCUAGCGAUCGUCAGCCACAAAGAGGGCCAGCGCAGCCAACGCUGUCGGAUGGUCAUUCCAAAGCAAGGCAACGGAAUCCGGUUCACGGGAACGGGUGACCUAUUUGCGUCCCUCUUCCUGGCACACUCGGCACUCACCGGCUUCGAUAUGUGUGCGACGCUUGAGCGAACCAUCGCGAGUCUGCAGGCCGUAAUCAGCAAAACGUUAACCUUUGUUCCGGAGGAAGUAAAGUCCGGCAAGGUUGCGGUUACGUCGGCACAACGCGAACUCAAGAUCGUUCAAAGCAAGGCGGAAAUUGAGCAUCCCAACGUUACGAUCAAAUGUAGUAAGGUUUGAUUGUGGUUUAGUAGAAAUUUGCGAGGCAUUUUUUUUUUAAAUCGAAGACAAUAAUAUAUCAUGUUACAUACAAUUACAUCCCUAAAAAAAUUGUGCAAUGUGUGAAAUUUAAAAACGCUUCCUGUGUUAUCUGCAAUAUAUUACAAUAAUAAAUAAGUUGAAUAUCGCA